GAUGGAGAAGAACGUGUCCAAAUCGAGAACGGACGGCUGCCGUGAAAAACCACGUGGAAGCAUAGAGUCCGUGGAUGAGAUAAACGGCCAGGAUCCAUCCCAUGUCCACGGCUCUCCCAGAUGCAUGAGAAGGAAACAAGAUGGCGCCGACUCGUGUGGGGUGAGUACAUUAAUGCGACGACAUGCAGCUGCGAGAGAGUUCAAGUGUUGAAGUAUAUAAAAGGACGAGAGAGACGAAGAAACAAACUCGUCAGGGGGGGGGGGGGAGAGAGCUGAGAUUAUCAAUGGAGAUAUUUGAUGCGGUGAUCGUAGGAGCGGCUCUCAUACUGGGCGGAUAUGCAUUUGUGUUUGGGUUUCUGAGAAGACUCAACGAUUGGUACUAUGCCGGAAGACAUGGCCUUCAUCUUCCACCUGGUGAUAUGGGUUGGCCUUUCCUCGGAGCCAUGCCUGCCUUCCUCUCCUCCUUCAAAUCUCAUCCUGAUUCCUUCCUGUCUCAACUCAUUUCCAGGCACGGCAGGACUGGCAUGUACAGGACUUACCUCUUCGGAAGCCCCAGCAUCAUUGUCUGCAGUCCGGACACUUGCCGCAAAGUCCUCACUGAUGAACAACAUUUCAAACUGGGAUAUCCGACCUCAACCAUCACCCUCGCCGGAAAGAGAUCUCUGCACGGCAUUUCCAACGCCGAACACAAGCGCAUCCGCCGCCUCACCACCUCUCCCAUUACCGGCCACGAGGCCUUGUCUUCUUAUGUUGCCCUCAUCGACCAUAUUGCGGUUCGGUUGCUGGAUGAAUGGAGCAGCGUCAAUGCGCCGAUCGAGUUGUUGUCCGAAUUGAGGAAGUUUGCUUUUGCUGUCAUCACUAAAAUCUUCGUCGGCUCCGACGUUGACUACAUCGACCUUGGCCUGUUCGAAAACUUGUACGCUGACCUCAAUCGCGGAAUGAAGUCCCUCGCCAUCAAUCUUCCCGGCUUUGCUUUCCAUAAGGCCCUCAAGGCAAGAGAGAAGUUGACGAAGGUGCUGCAAAGUUUGCUGGAGCGGAAGAGAAAGAGCAUAAAGGAAAGGACGAAGAAAGACAUGAUGGAUAUGUUGAUGGAGGCGAAGGAUGAAGAUGGAUGGCAACUGGAAGACGAAGACAUAACAGACCUACUUCUCGUAUUCUUGUUGGCUGGUCACGAAAGUUCGGCUCACGCCAUAAUGUGGACCCUCAUCUACCUCACUCAACACCCUGACUCCUUCGAAAAGGCCAAGAGAGAGCAAGAAGAGAUCACGGGGCAAAGACCUUCCUCGCAGAAGGGGCUGAGUCUUAAGGAACUCAAGCAGAUGGAAUAUCUUUCAAAGGUUAUUGACGAGAUGCUGCGCAGAACGACUAUCUCAUUCGCAAACUUCAGACAGGCAAAAAUCGAUGUCAAUAUCAACGGUUACACCAUACCCAAAGGAUGGAAAGUUCUGGUUUGGUAUAGAGGUAUUCACAUGGAUCCGGAGAAUUACGUCAACCCAGAGGAAUUCGAUCCUUCCAGAUGGGAUAAUUUCAAAGGCAAAGCAGGGUCUUUCAUUCCCUUUGGAUUAGGAAGCAGGCACUGUCCUGGAAGUGACCUGGCCAAGCUUGAGAUCGCCAUUUUCGUUCACCAUUUUCUUCUCAAUUACAGGUUGGAGAGAAUUAAUGAAGAAUGUCCUCUGGUCUACUUGCCAAUACCCAGACCUUCAGACAACUGUCUUGCCCGAAUCGUAAAAGUUGAAUAGCUAUAGUGUUGGUUGAAAUAUGCAUCUGAAAAUGAGGAUUACCUGUUGCUUAAAAUAUAAAAAAUAAUAAUAAAUUUUGCUUCCU
This is a messenger RNA of Neltuma alba, 1824 nucleotides long. Its product is annotated as beta-amyrin 11-oxidase-like. Gene Ontology annotation, biological process: sterol metabolic process; brassinosteroid biosynthetic process; multicellular organism development. The record is from RefSeq and is a predicted model, not a curated record. Gene Ontology annotation, molecular function: ent-kaurenoic acid monooxygenase activity; iron ion binding; heme binding. Gene Ontology annotation, cellular component: endoplasmic reticulum. The coding region runs from base 183 to 1739 and encodes 518 amino acids. Lineage: Eukaryota; Viridiplantae; Streptophyta; Magnoliopsida; Fabales; Fabaceae. The transcript has 8 exons.